Juglans regia (Persian walnut) is the source of this 189-nucleotide messenger RNA. Its product is annotated as 40S ribosomal protein S29-like. Lineage: Eukaryota; Viridiplantae; Streptophyta; Magnoliopsida; Fagales; Juglandaceae. Gene Ontology annotation, molecular function: zinc ion binding; structural constituent of ribosome. Gene Ontology annotation, cellular component: cytosolic small ribosomal subunit. The record is from RefSeq and is a predicted model, not a curated record. The transcript has 3 exons. Bases 1 to 189 code for a protein of 62 amino acids.
AUGGGGCACUCCAACGUGUGGAAUUCUCACCCUAAGAACUAUGGCCCUGGCUCCCGAGCCUGUAUGAUCAGAAAGAUAACUUUUCUUCAAACUAAAUGGAAGUACGGCCUCAUGUGUUGUAGGCAAUGCUUUUACAGCAAUGCCAAGGAAAUUGGCUUCAUUAAGUGCCUUGGUCUAUUGAGAAGCUGA